AUGUCGAAGUCCUUCAACGUCGCCGAUGURGCAAAGCACAACAAGGGAGAUGACCUUUAUAUCAUCGUCGACGAAGAUGUAUAUGAUCUCACCGCCUUCCAAGAUGAGCACCCUGGCGGCAAGAAGAUCCUCACCAGAGUUGCCGGCAAGGACGCGAGCAAGCAGUUCUGGAAGUACCACAACGAUGGAAUCCUCAAAAAGUACAAGGGCAAACUGCAGGUUGGAUCUCUAGACACCAAGCAAGCCCAGGCACCUCCCACGCCUCCACCAUCGCCACCGGCUCAGAAGGCUGAGAAGGUCGUGCCACAAGCCGAGUCAGGUGCCAUCGUUCCUGCUCCGGGUCCUGCUGCGAAGGAGGAAGCUGAGGCAUUGGAUGCUUUCGGCGACCUCGUGCCAUUUGCCGAUCCAUCCUGGUACCAGACAUACCACAGUCCAUACUACAACCAAUCCCACGCCGACCUUCGCGCCGAGAUCCGACAAUGGGUAGAGGACGAGAUCAUGCCCAACGUGACCGAAUGGGACGAGGCGAAGAAGGUGCCAGACAGCAUAUACAAGUCCAUGGGUGAGAGGGGUUACCUCGCAGGUCUCAUGGGCGCUCGUGAGUGGCCAACGCACCUCACCAAGCACAAAAUUGCAUCUGUUGCCCCUGAAAAGUGGGAUCAGUUCCACGAGAUGCUGCUCACUGAUGAGCUGUCUCGAUGCGGCUCGGGUGGUGUUGUGUGGAAUCUUAUCGGUGGUUUCGGCAUCGGCAUGCCACCACUUGUCCACAACGGCAAAAAGGAGCUUGUCGAUCGCAUUGCACCCGGCAUAUUGAGCGGGGAGAAGCGUAUCUGCUUGGCCAUCACUGAGCCUGAUGCCGGAUCUGACGUGGCUAAUGUCACUUGUGAGGCUAAGCUCACAGAGGAUGGCAAGCACUACAUUGUCAACGGCGAGAAGAAAUGGAUCACCAACGGAGUCUGGUGCGACUACUUCACUACUGCUGUUCGAACGGGUGGCGAGGGUAUGGGUGGUGUCUCUUGCCUCCUCAUUGAGCGCGAAUCUGGCGGAGUCUCGACUCGCCGCAUGGACUGCCAGGGUGUGUGGAGCUCUGGCACCACAUACAUCACCUUUGAGGAUGUGAAGGUUCCCGUUGAGAACCUGAUUGGCAAAGAGAACCAGGGCUUCAAGGUCUUGAUGAGCAACUUCAAUCAUGAGCGUAUCGGCAUCAUUAUUCAGUGCGUCCGCUUCAGCCGUGUGUGCUACGAGGAGAGCGUGAAGUACGCCCACAAGCGCCGCACCUUUGGCAAGGCUCUCAUCGAACACCCCGUCAUUCGUCUGAAGCUGGCCCACAUGGCACGUCAGAUCGAGGCGAGUCAGGCCUGGCUAGACAUCCUGGUUUAUCAGGCCAACUUGAUGGGAGAGACUGAGGCUAUGCUCAAGCUUGGUGGUGCGAUCGCCGGACUCAAGGCUCAAUCCACUGUUACAUUUGAAUUCUGCGCCCGGGAAGCCAGCCAGAUCUUUGGAGGACUAAGCUACAGCAGAGGUGGUCAGGGUGCCAAGGUCGAACGGCUGUAUCGAGACGUUCGUGCAUACGCCAUUCCCGRUGGUUCGGAAGAGAUCAUGCUCGAUCUAUCGAUCAGGCAAUCACUGAAGGUUCACGAAGUAUUGGGGAUGAAGUUGUAA
This is a messenger RNA of Ramularia collo-cygni, 1662 nucleotides long. RefSeq names its product probable acyl-CoA dehydrogenase. The record is from RefSeq and is a predicted model, not a curated record. NCBI's taxonomy places the organism in Eukaryota, Fungi, Ascomycota, Dothideomycetes, Mycosphaerellales, Mycosphaerellaceae. Bases 1 to 1662 code for a protein of 553 amino acids. The transcript is spliced from 6 exons. Gene Ontology annotation, molecular function: oxidoreductase activity, acting on the CH-CH group of donors; flavin adenine dinucleotide binding.